AUGUCUAAUCCGCAGUAUGCUCCACCAGGCGAAGGUCCAGCUGAUCUUUGGCUGGAACGCUCCAACUUCGCAGGCAUGUUCGUUGGCGGUGUAGCAUACGGAAUACACGCCUCGGUAUUCGCUGUCGCCGUAUAUUUCAUGCGUGGCCUGCAGACCCCAUCGGCGCGUCUUCACUGGGGGUUUUUGAUCUUCAUUAGCGCACUUUUCGUCCUGGGCACUAUCAACAUAGCUUGCAAUACGAAGUUCAGCCAGAUGAUGUGGAUCGAUGAUCGCAAUAUUCCUGGAGGACCGAACGCGUGGUUGGCAGAAGACUACACCACACCGGUCAACAUUGUUGGAAACGCGGCGUACAUAUUCUCUAAUUUCUUGGCUGAUGCCAUGAUGAUAUAUCGCCUCUGGAUCAUCUGGAGUUACAACUACUAUAUAUUGGUUCUUCCUUUACUCUCGUUUAUGGCUUCGACUGCACUAUCCAUUUUGACGAUAUACCAGACGUCUCAGCCAGGCGCAAGUCUUUGGUCUCAGACGGCAGUCGCGUUCGCGGUGCCAUACUGGUCGCUCUCUAUCGCACUCAAUAUCUUGGUCACCCUCAUCAUUGUGUACCGCCUUCUAUCUCUCACAAAACAAGUCAAAAUGGCGCUCAGCCCCUCUCAUGCUCGUACCUAUACUUCCAUUUCUGCCAUGAUCAUCGAAUCCGCCGCCCUUUAUUCCAUCACCGGCAUGAUCUUCAUCAUCUGCUACGCGCGUAACAGCAACGUUCAGAACAUAGUCCUCCCGAUCUUAGGACAGGUUAUGUGCAUCGCCCCAGAGCUCAUUCUGCUUCGCGUUGCGCGCGGACGUGCGUGGACACACCAGACGGGCACCGCCCUUAUGAGUGGUUCUACCCUCCCCGGUUCACCGUCGUUUUUGAAGAAUAAAACCCACUCUCGCACAAACUCAGCUGCUAGAUCUAUCGAAACAGGAGGGCAGGGGUUCCCUAUGUAUGCGUUGGGUGCGGACAGGCUGGACAACGGGGGUUCUGUGCUAGGAUCCGCCAUGAGCGUCCCUCGCACGCCUGCCAAGAAGUCACCCUUGGCUGAUGAGUAA
Molecule: messenger RNA, 1083 nt
Organism: Stereum hirsutum FP-91666 SS1
Lineage: Eukaryota; Fungi; Basidiomycota; Agaricomycetes; Russulales; Stereaceae
Exons: 5
Coding region: 1-1083 (360 amino acids)
Source: RefSeq, a predicted model, not a curated record